This is a messenger RNA of Antrostomus carolinensis (chuck-will's-widow), 1638 nucleotides long. RefSeq names its product solute carrier family 45 member 2 (gene SLC45A2). Gene Ontology annotation, molecular function: sucrose:proton symporter activity. The transcript has 7 exons. NCBI's taxonomy places the organism in Eukaryota, Metazoa, Chordata, Aves, Caprimulgiformes, Caprimulgidae. Bases 1 to 1638 code for a protein of 545 amino acids. The record is from RefSeq and is a predicted model, not a curated record. Gene Ontology annotation, cellular component: membrane.
AUGACCUUAAUGAAAGAGAGUUUCCAUGGGGCUCUUCCACCCCCUUCGGAGGUGGCCAAGGCCGACAUGGACAGCACCAAAGCGGAGGAGGCUGUGCUGCAAUCUGUGACGAGGACUGGAGCAGUGGUGCCAAGGAAGCGAGCGGUGGGAAGGCUGAUCAUGCACAGCAUGGCGAUGUUCGGCCGGGAGUUCUGCUAUGCCGUGGAGGCUGCCUUUGUCACGCCGGUGCUGCUCAGUGUAGGUCUGCCCAAGAGCCUCUACAGCCUGGUGUGGCUCAUCAGCCCUAUCUUGGGCUUCGUGCUGCAGCCCGUGGUAGGUUCAGCCAGUGAUCACUGCACCUGUAGCUGGGGCAAGAGGCGACCCUACAUUCUGGGUCUGGGCAUCAUAAUGCUGUUAGGCAUGGCUUUGUACCUCAAUGGGGACGUGAUGAUCUCAGCUUCCAUCGGUGAGAGGGACAAGCGGCGGACAUGGGCAAUAGUCAUUACCAUGCUGGGAGUAGUGCUUUUUGAUUUUGCAGCUGAUUUUAUUGAUGGCCCCAUCAAAGCAUAUUUAUUUGAUGUCUGCUCUCAUCAGGAUAAGGAGAAGGGUCUGCAUUACCACGCCCUCUUUACAGGUUUGGGAGGAGCCCUGGGUUACCUGACAGGUGCUGUGGAUUGGGGUAAAACUGUACUAGGACAUUCCUUGGCAUCAGAAUUCCAGGUGAUUUUCUUGAUCGCAGCCUUGGUUUUCAUAAUCUGCCUUACUGUACAUCUGCGCAGUAUUCCUGAAGUCCCACUCAUAUACGAAAAUGAAGAGGCAAAGUUCUUGUUGGAAGUGACUGAAUCCUAUAAAUAUAGCUCCAUAGAGGAGGAAAUCAAUAAAAGUUACUUAAAAUCAACAUGUGCUGAAAUAAAGGCUGCAGCUAAACCAGGGAAAUGGGCUGAUACAUCACGUACAGAGGAACAAAGGCGGAUGACCCUUAAAUCGCUCUUGAAGACACUUUUAAGCAUGCCAUCCCACUAUCGAUAUCUGUGUGUGAGUCACCUCUUUGGAUGGAUGGCUUUCCUGUCCAACAUGCUCUUCUUCACAGAUUUCAUGGGACAGGUUGUAUACCAGGGUAGUCCUUAUGCACCUCAUAACUCCACGCUUUACCUUACCUACAAAACAGGAGUAGAGGUGGGAUGCUGGGGGCUGUGCAUCAAUGCAAUUUCUUCAUCAGUCUAUUCUUAUGUGCAGAAAAUCCUUCUGCCAUACAUAGGAUUAAAGGGACUUUAUUUCAUUGGAUACCUACUUUUUGGAUUGGGUACUGGAUUAAUUGGCCUGUUUCCCAAUGUCCAUUCGACUCUGGCUCUGUGUUCCCUCUUUGGUGUCAUGUCCAGCACACUCUACACAGUGCCAUUCCACCUCAUUGCAGAGUAUCACAGGGAAGAAGAGAGCCUGAAGCUGCAGGAUGGAGAACAAGCUGGAGAGCACGAUCGAGGGAAGGGCAUUGACUGUGCUGCUCUCACCUGCAUGGUCCAGCUGGCCCAGAUCAUUCUUGGUGUUGGUCUGGGGCUCUUGGUUAGUGUUGCUGGCAGCGCAGUCACUGUGAUUUCGGCAUCUAUGGUGGCACUGAUAGGCUGCUGCUUUGUCGCUUUUUGUGUUCGAUAUGUGGAGUAG